Lingula anatina is the source of this 3255-nucleotide messenger RNA. Its product is annotated as disheveled-associated activator of morphogenesis 1-A-like. Gene Ontology annotation, molecular function: actin binding; small GTPase binding. The record is from RefSeq and is a predicted model, not a curated record. Gene Ontology annotation, biological process: actin cytoskeleton organization. Lineage: Eukaryota; Metazoa; Brachiopoda; Lingulata; Lingulida; Lingulidae.
AUGACAGCCAUGAUGGCAAUGACAACGACUACAACAACAGGUGACGGCUAUCUGUACAAACACACCUGUUCCCAGGUGCAGGUGCAGUCGAUGGUCUGCAUCCUUACUAAGAAAAUAGCCUUCUUAGAAAGGUUUUUGUUUGUGACACGUUUCAUAGAACUGGAUGGUCUUCAGUGUCUCCUCCGCUUCCUGGAAAACCUGGAUUUUGAGACGUGUCAGGGCGCCAUUCACACCUCCGUCAUAGGAUGCAUCAAGGCUCUGAUGAACAACUCUCAAGGUAGAGCUCAUGUCCUGGCCCAUCCCAACAGUAUUAACAUAAUAGCCCAGAGCCUGAGCACGGACAACAUCAAGACAAAGAUAGCUGUGCUGGAGAUCCUUGGUGCUGUCUGCUUGGUGCCGGGCGGACACAAGAAAGUUCUGGACGCCAUGCUAUAUUACCAAAAGUAUGCGUGUGAACGAACCAGGUUCCAGACAUUGAUCAAUGACUUGGACAGAAGUACUGGUGUGUACAGAGAAGAGGUCCACCUGAAGACAGCCAUCAUGUCUUUCAUCAAUGCAGCACUCAAAUACGGCCCAGGACAGGACCAUCUUGAAUUCCGCAUCCACUUACGCUAUGAGUUCUUGAUGCUAGGGCUCCAGCCUGUUCUAGAAAAAUUGCGCUCCCAUGAAAAUGUCACACUUGACAGGCAUAUUGAUUUCUUUGAAAUGGUUAGAAAUGAAGAUGAAAAAGAGCUGGCCAAGAGAUUUGACCAGGAUCACAUUGACACCCGUAGUGCAACUGCCAUGUUUGACAUUUUGAAGAAGAAGUUGGGCUUCACCCUGGCCUACCCCCACUUCCUGUCCAUCCUCCAUCAUCUGCUCAUGUUACCUUGUAAAAUUCCACAUUAUGAACAAAGGUUAAAAGCAUUGCAUUAUAAAAAGAAGUUUACAGAAAGGAUGGUUGAUGCUCGGCCAAAAGUAGAAGCUGUUUUACAAGCAUCAAAAGAGAUGAUAAAAAGCCCACGUCUGCGGAAGUUUUUAGAGUUGGUCUUGGCUUAUGGCAACUACAUGAACCCAGGCCAGCGCGGCAAUGCUUACGGCUUUAAACUUUCUAGUCUCAACAAAAUCAUUGACACAAAGUCCAGUAUUAAUAGGAAUCUUACCCUGUUACACUACCUUUUAGAAGUUAUAGAAAAAAGGUUCCCAGAUUUACUGAGAAUUCAUGAGGACAUCAUUGAUGUGCGUUUGGCAGCAAAAGUACAUAUGCCAGAACUGGAGAAAGAUAUACAGAUUCUUAAAAGUGGACUUAGAGAAAUUGAAAAGGAAAUAGAAUUUCACAGGCACCGACAGCUAGAGCCAGAUGACAAAUUUGUCUCUGUUAUGUCAGACUUUAUCACGGUGGCAGCAUACAAUUAUUCUGAGUUGGAUGAUCUAGUCAGUGAGAUGAGGCAGAAGUAUGACCAGGCAACAAGAUUAUUUGGUGACGACCCAAAAAACAGUCAGCCUGAGGAAUUCUUUGGUACAGUAGAUGCUUUCUUGACAUCCUUUGCUGAGGCCAGGCAAGAAAAUGAGAAGUUUAGGAGGCAGAGGGAGGAAGAAGAAAGAAGGGCUAAAAUUGAUGCACAGAUGAGAGCUGAAAGAGAGAGACAAAAAGCAACCAGAAGACCCUCUGACAGAAGAAAUGAUGAAAAGGGAGAAGGAGAAUUUGAUGACCUCAUCUCAGCUCUCAGAACUGGGGACGUAUUUGACAAAGACUUAGCAAAAAUGAAGAGGAAUCGCAGACGACCGAGUGCAGGCCGUGCAGACACAAGAGAGAGGGUAGGAACUCUGAAGUCAGUGGCUUAAAACUCCAUUAUUAAGACCGGGUGCUGGCACCAAUAUGACUUCGCUUCCAAACCAUGACGCCAUUUUUGUAAACCCUGGGAUAUGAUAGAAAUUGAGGACCAAGUUCCUGGAGAUUUUUUUUUCCUGUCAUAACUGGGAAAUGACUGAUUGCAAUCAGCCACACAUUACAUACAGGUACAGUGAGGAAAAGGUUUCACUAUCGCGGCCUAGGUUUGUUACCAUGGUGCUGACAUAUUGUUAUACCUCGAAAAUGGGCCCUUGGACCUUUUUUCAAAUUAUGUGCACGCAGGCAAACUUACACAGAAACCUAGUGAACAUAUGGUACUUCCCACAUCUAGACGAGUUUGUUAAAGAUGUACAAUAUUUGCUGAUGUUAAUGGAUGUGAAAAUGCAUUGUGGGUAUUUGAGUAUAUUUUUAGAUUUAUCUAGAAAACACAUGAAGAAGAAAAUGCUGGGAGUCAUCAUUAAACUUUGGCGAAAAUGCAAUAAGGGGAAUUGGUCAUUGUAAUCUUAGACAUGUUCACUUGCAGCCUAAUUUUACAGAAAUUUACAGUGUUCUUGGCAGUGUUUCCAGUGCUUUGUACCAGAACUUUGCAUUCCAUGUCACAAUGGCACAAUGAAAUCAAAAUAAAAACAAUAAAAAUAAAGUUUUCAGAGAUAUAAGAGAACUCUUUAACUUGUCCUUGUGUGCUACAUUGUACCUACUUCUGCAACAUAUUCCAAGACAAGUAUAGACGGUUAUUUUGGAUUUCUUUGUUUUACCAAAAGUAUCCCUCAAGAUGAAGUACACAAAACAAUAUACAAUGUACUGCUUUGUCUUAUUUUUGUAAGAUGAACCUAUGACAAGUUUUGGGUCUAGGAUGAUGCAUGUAUUUAUAUGGUUUGUCAUGUUAUAAUGUCCAGAUUUGUGUUUAAUGUUUACUUUUGUUUCAUUUAUUGUUGCUAAGGGAUUUAAAAAGAGUCCUGCCUUAACUGGUGAAUGUUACAUUAUUCUAGUGUUUGGCUGCUGAGACUAUUGUUUAUGCUUUUUUUACAUGCCAAUUUGUGAAAUGAUGUUUUUUUUUUCUUAGUACAUUAAUUGGAAAUUUACUUAUGUAAAUGUUACUUACAGAGAUAACUGUUUACUAAUUUAAUAUAAAGGCAAUUAUCUUUAGAUAAAUUGUCAAACUGUAGUUUUGGGGGGAAGGUUUAACAUAACAUGGCAGACUUUUAGAUAAUACAAGGUUAUUUAUUUGAUGUAUGCAGGCAGGGGCUCUUAAUUGUACUUUAAAAUGGCAGAAAUUUCAGAAAUCUGUGUUUUUGGCUUAUUUAAAAUUGAUCAAUUUGUUAUUCAGCCUUCAUAUCAUUGUAGAUAAAUUUAAUCCUUUAUGUUAAUGUUGUAAAAUUUGUGAUGUAUUUAUUAUUUCAGUAAAAAAAAUUAUAAUUAUAAUA